UUCAUCCUCUGUCUAUUUGCGUGAAGUUGAACCACAAGUGAAUUUCCUCAUUAGGAGGGUUUAGCUGUGAAUACAGGGCGGGAUGGUUAGUGAAGCUUAGGCUACUGCAUUUCGAUUUGAACAAGACAUCAACAUAUUCCUGUGUGAAUUUAAUCCAAGAGGAGAUGAAUUUACGAAUGGGUGCGAAGAUGAGAAAACGAGAUCUGGAGAUGCUUGCUGUACUUCUGACAGGUGUUUUAUGCCUGGUCAUAAUCAUGAACAAUAACGAACUUGAAGAUGCGACAGAUGAUGUGAAAACGUUCAGCAGAGAUACAUAUGAAAUUCUCCAUCAACACAUUAAUUUGCCCAAAUCAACAGAUCUCCAGCCUUUGUCCCCAAGAUGUGUGCGGAGUGAGUCUGCUUCUAAUGUGGAUGGAUUUUCUACAUUGCCAUAUAAUAUCCAAGACUUCUUGCUUUACCGCCACUGUAGGGAGUUUCCCAUGCUUCUAGAUGUCCCUAAAAAGUGUGGAGGGCCCCAGAACUCUGCGGAUGUCUUCCUUCUACUUGUCAUCAAGAGCUCUCCAGAGAAUUAUGAACGACGAGAGGUUCUGCGGAAAACUUGGGCUAAGGAACAACAGCACAAUGGUGUGUGGAUCCGUCGAAUCUUCCUUAUUGGAACCACUGGAACUGGCUUUGAAAAGAUCAGGUUUAAUAAGCUUGUGAAGAUUGAGAACCGUGAGAACCAAGACAUUUUACAGUGGGACUUCAAUGAUUCAUUCUUUAACCUCACACUAAAGCAGAUCCUGUUCUUACAGUGGAUGGAUAAAUGGUGCCCACAAGCCAGGUUUCUUUUAAAUGGUGAUGAUGACAUUUUUGCCAACACGUUUAACAUCAUUGAGUACCUUCAAGGUCAAGAGGGCAAUGAUGGAAGCAAACAUCUGUUUAUAGGGCACCUUAUCCAGAACGUUGGACCUAUAAGGCACCCUGCAAGUAAAUACUAUGUCCCAGUUCAGGUACAGGAGUCUGAUAGAUACCCUCCGUACUGUGGUGGUGGAGGCUUUCUUCUGUCUGGUUUUACAGCCAGAACUAUCUACAAUAUGUCUCACUCGAUUACUUUGCUUCCCAUUGAUGAUGUUUACAUGGGAAUGUGUUUGGAAAAGGCUGGCCUUAUACCUGAGUCCCACUUUGGUGUACGGACUGCUGGCCUAUAUAUCCCCUCUGAGAAUGUUGACGAAUAUCACCCUUGUUAUUACAGAGAAAUUAUUUUAGUCCAUAGGUUUCUGCCACACCAGAUUUUUGUGAUGUGGUAUGAAAUACAAGAUCCACAUUUAAAAUGCGGAUUAGAGUUUAACAUGUCUUAAAAUUUGUUUUUAAAUAACCAGGGGUUGCCAGAAAUGCUUCUCAAGAUACAGGGAUACAAAUGUCUAUAUCUGGCCUUUUGUAAAUUUAACUGCGCAAAAUGUGCAGCAUAUAAGAUUGAUCUAAGUGACAGCUUUGGAGCAAAGAGCAGAGACAGAUAGAGUUAGGUGUUUGUGACAAAAACCAUGAACUAUUUUAAGAGUGCUACCCACAAAGUGCAGCCAGUGGCGAAUUCUCAGGUCCAGCAAAGCCUUUUCUGCUGGCCUCACAUGACAGAUAAAUAAAUAUUUUUCAUCCUUUCAUUCUGAAUCACCUUUUUGCCUAAUCACUUUCCACUCUUAAUUAAUCUACAAACAAAUAGAGAAAAAUGUCAAGUUUAUCCUGUUAGAAUUAAUUCCUUGGUGCUUACAAGCAAAGUGUGACAACUGUUUCACAAAUGGCAUGACCAAAGCAGUGCGUGAGUCUGAGCUCCACCCCCUCAGGCCGUCAGAAUUUCCACAGAUCUGUCAACAGUGCAAGUGAAUGAGCAACUAUAGUCAGAUUGUCAGAUCAUCAGCCAAUAAGAUUUAUUUAUUCUUGGUGGGUGUGAUCUUAAGGAUAUGUCCUGGUCAGAGCCAUAUAGAGAGAGAGUUGCGACAACGGAAGUUCUAAAUGCUUGAUCGUCACGUGAUUCACGUAGACUUCAGAUAGUUCCAGGAAGUGCUUUGGCGGGCAUUUCAAACUGUUAGAGUAGAGUGACAGAACUGCGAUUUCUGUUAAUUAGUAGUCAAUAAAUGUGUUUAUUUUAUAUAUUUAUGUAACACACCGACAUAUGUAUGUAGCAUGAGUAUGUUGUUACAGCGAUGUUGUUUUUUUAAAGAUCAAAUCAGCUAAUAUUUGAGGAUUAGUGUUCAGCUACCGUUAUUUGCCUCAACUUAUUUCAGGCUAGGGUUUCUGUUGCCUUUUUAUGUUACCUCAUGUUCAUUGUUUUCACUAAUCUCAUGGUAACUAAUGUCAUAUUUAUUACUUUUCAGAUAGUACAGAGACAGGCUGGUGACAGGUGAUUUCCAGCUUGCACCACACAAUGGGUCAACUAUUAACUAUUAGCAGCAGUUACGUAAAUGUAAAAUUUAGUGAAAUGAAGCUUAUUGUUGACAUAUAGUAAUAUAAUUAUUUAUGUAUUAUAAAUACUAUAUAUCUAAUGUAUAAUUCUUACAAUACUUAUUCAUAUACACAAUAUAUUCAGCUUUAAAACAACUUAAGCAUACUCGUAUAUAAACUGCCGUUCAAAAGUAAUGAGGCUGAAAAUUCAGCUUGGCAUCACAGGAGUAAAUUACAUUUUAAAAUACAAUACUUUAUCCAGCUCCAAUCCUUGCCUAAUCUGUUAGUUAUCCGAUAACAUAUCUCCUAAUUUAAUGAGUAAUACUCAACUAUAAGGUUUUAAUUUACAAGUUAUUUUUAUUUAGAUGUACUGAUAAUAUACAGAAUAAGAUAAUAUUAUUCUUUAAACGUUUCACCUUUUAAAAGUGCAUCGCAAACGGUUUGUUCUGCUGCAUGUGUUUGCUGCUACUUCUGGGAACUAUUGAGAGGCUCCACAAGCCGCCAUUGCUGUAAAAAAAAAACGUUCCAUUGGAGUCAAUGGAGUUGUCGCAACUCUCUCUCUAUAUGGCUCUGGUCCUGGUCAAGGCAUUCUAGCUGGCCUUGACUGACGCAAUCACGCUUUAAGUGACGUAAUUUGAAGGCGAACGUCAGAUCUGUCUGACAAGUUGACUCUCAUUAAUGCCGCUUUCGCCAUUGAGAAAAAGAUCCUUAUGGAUUUACAAACCUGAGAUGUCCUGCAUGACCAUGAGAUUGCUUAAUUUAAUAAACAGGAAAGGAGGACUGAUUUUCACUGUAAGUAAAUUGAUAAGUGCUUUUUGCAUAGUAAUAACAUCAGGAGUUUCUAAGUGUAAAUUAGGCUGAUUGAUUCAGUUUCGGAUCAAGUUAUGAAAAGUAGUGUUGCAUUCCAUUCAACCCGGAUAAUCGGAUUUUCCAAUUUACUGCUAGGAAAAGUGCAAUGGAAUGAAUCUUGAAGUCAGAAUUACAACUUUUAGGCCCGUGCAGAAAUUCACAAUUCUGAUUUCUCCGAGAUGCAGGUGCAUGAUGUCACACAAACAUGUCGACACUGAGGGAGAUAUACAAAGAAAGUGAUAACAUGUCACUUUAUUCUUUAAUAUUGAUAAAUUAGUUUGUUUCCACAUUACAUUGUAUUAAAGCUUGUUUAACAUACGCCUGCAGAAACAGGUGUAUAAAACUUUAUAAUCUCUUUUGAUAAUCGUACACCUAGCACAAAUGCUAGCGUUGCAGCAUUGUUUAUCAGUUGGGUUGCUAGGAGACAUCUCUAAUGAGAUUCAAACCCCUGAUAAGCUAACGGGAGCAUUGCAGUUUUGCAGUUUUGUUUCCUUAAUCGUCGUCUUCGAAAAUCGGAGAAUGGAAUGCAUUUAUGAUCGGAGAUAUCAAGUAGGAAUAUCCCUCAUAUAACUUGAAUGGAACGCAGCAUAACUGUGUACCCUGACGAAAUGAAAUGUAUUGCAAGCGACAUUUAAAUCACACAUUUUAUUAGAUAAAUAUAUAGAUUCAUAUGAAAAAUUAUGAUUUUGUAAUGUCUGUUCGGGAUAUGUUAUUACACAAACAGUCAUGCUGCAGUUAAAAUUAGGCUUGCUUGAGCAUUAUGUGUCAUUUCAUGUUCUGGUUUUUGUGUGUGUAUGUGUUUUUAAAAUGUAUUAUUAGUUAGCUUCGACAUAAUGCAUGAUGCCCAAAGGCAUAGGGUGUCUAAUUCAUUGUGAAACUGUGUUUUCUUAAUGACUUUUAAUGCACGCCCUAGUGAAAAAAAAAAAGUAUGCUUUAUUGUAUUUGAAAUAUAUUCUCUUUUUUCAAUUGUAUAUUGCAAAUAUACUAACAACUUUAA
Messenger RNA from Xyrauchen texanus (razorback sucker), 4264 nucleotides. RefSeq names its product N-acetyllactosaminide beta-1,3-N-acetylglucosaminyltransferase 3-like. Gene Ontology annotation, molecular function: hexosyltransferase activity. Bases 165 to 1340 code for a protein of 391 amino acids. The transcript has 2 exons. The record is from RefSeq and is a predicted model, not a curated record. Gene Ontology annotation, cellular component: membrane. Lineage: Eukaryota; Metazoa; Chordata; Actinopteri; Cypriniformes; Catostomidae.